CGAGAGCGUCGAAGGCGGCUUCUCGACCAGCCGCCACUUUAGUUAUGGCUUCCGGAGUGGGUGGUGAGCGCGUCGGAGACGCGCAGGACUGAUCUGUAGAGCCCCGAAGGACCUACUUUGACCGAGGGACGUAACACAAGUACUGCGGGCAGUGUUUGAAGAUGGCCCAGAACGAUGUGCCCCUGUCUGCCGGCGAUCAAGGGAACAGGGUGGCCUACCGCUCUUCCCACGGCGACCAAAACCUCAGCCCGUCGGCCUCAGCGCUGGCCAUGGUCUCUGGGGACAGUGUGCUGGUUGCCAGAACUGAGACGCUUCAUCUAGGACCUCGGCAGGCGGUGCGACCCAGCGUUCGAAUCGAGAGUCGUCGAGUGACCGGUGGCGGCUGUAGCCCGACCCGCCUUAUAAAGGGGAGGGAACUCGAUAGUCGGAACCGCAGCCGCCAAGCCCGAUUCUCGCCUUACCCGGUCCCCGGGGUCAAGCUCGACCUCCUCCGAAGUGUGCUGCAGCAGCGUCUGGUCGCCCUGGGGGGAGUCAUCGCAGCGCGCAUCUCCGUCUGAAAGGACCGCUUUCUCUCCACCCCUCGAUUAGCUUGUGAACAAGGCCUUUCUAAAACCCUUUCUCGGUGUAACUGCAGUCUCAUUUUUAGUGGGAUUUUUUGUUGUUGCCGAUUCAUACGUAGUUCUGUUGAAUAUAUCUGAGCAUAAAGGGGAAUUGUACCGUUGAUUAGUUCAGGCGGUUUUAGGCGCCCAGAAUGAGUGGAUCAGAAAAGAGAUAGAAGGGAUUUUCUUAAGUAGUCGCCAAGCCGAGUUGAUGGGAUCACCCUCCCUAGACGUUACCUGUCUUUUCAUUCACCUUUUGUUAAUAUUAUCUUUACAAUAAGGGAUCCAAAUUUACCCUAAUUUCCUCAAGUUUUUUUCGUUUUCUUAUUGAGACAGAGUCUCACUUUGUGGCCCUGGGUAGAGUGCUGUGACAUCACAGCUCACGGCAACCUCCAACUCUUGGCGAUUCUCUUGCCUCAGCUUCCCAAGUAGCUGGGACUACAGGCGCCCGCCACAACCCCUGGCUUUUUUUUUUUUUUUUUUUGGAAAUGGGAUUUCACUGUGACUCAGGCUGGUCCCGAACCUCUGAGCUGAGGGCAGUGCAUCUGCCUUGGCCUCCCAGAGUGCUGGGAUUACAGGUGUGAGCCACCACGCCCGGCCUAAAAACCCCUGCCCAGCCUACUCUUAACUUGAUGCUUGUAAUUCCAGCUUCAUUAACUGUCUCCCUCUAUAUCUCAGACUCUCACUUUACAAUCUGUUGGUGAAAAAGAAGUGCUCCUUUUUAUUACACUGGCUUAUUCUUCCAUCUUUUGCCCAGCAGUACAUCUACAACAUCCCCCUUCACCUUUUUUCAAGAAUAUCAACAAAUUGCAAUCUCCACCACACUAAAAAAAAAAAAAAAACACCUGAAAACUUAGUUCUUUCAAAUUAUUAAACUCUUUACAUUCUUUUCUAAAGACUUGAAAUAAAUUUUUACCUUAUAUUUGUAAUUUUCCUAUUUCCACUCAAUCCCAGCUUCUAUCUGGAUUUGCUGUAUCCAAAUAUGUUGGUUGAAACAAGAGACAGUAACCUUCAGAAAGCUGUUUGUCUACUCCUUGUAGCAUCUUCCUUGAAAUUUCUUAUUCAACUAUUAAACAACAUUUGGGGAUCUUCUUAACCUGGUGGGAAAA
Molecule: messenger RNA, 1708 nt
Organism: Nycticebus coucang (slow loris)
Lineage: Eukaryota; Metazoa; Chordata; Mammalia; Primates; Lorisidae
Gene: C6H11orf71
Product: chromosome 6 C11orf71 homolog
Exons: 1
Coding region: 162-557 (131 amino acids)
Cellular component (GO): nucleus
Source: RefSeq, a predicted model, not a curated record